AUGUACGCAUGUACCCUCUGCUCGAAGCCCUUUAAACAACUGUCGUCCAGAAACCGGCACCUGGAAUAUUGCCGUCAGACAACAGACCGGCCUCGCGCGCGAACUCUGUCGUGUCGCGCCUGCAGCGCUGCCAAGACAAAAUGCACCAGCACUCAUCCAUCUUGCACUCGAUGUCUACGACGCGGCAUCGAAUGUGUAUAUGAACAGCGACCCGGUCGGCGGCAACUGCCUAAGCAAAACGGCGCUGAUGAGACCCCUCUCAUGGAAACACGAACACCAACCUCAGUUAGCACUAAUCUAGAUGACGGCAAUACAGUCAGCCUGAUGGCAAAUCUCGACCAGUUGGCAGAUAAUAUGAUCUGGGAUGGGCAGUCGAAUUCUACAGACUUUCUUUUAAUGGAUUCAAGUCUCGCUGUUCCCAGGACCACACAAGCUUCUGCACCGAUAGUGGCAAACACUCCUGACUUCACAUUCGGCUUGCAAAGUUGGGGCAUGGAUCCACCGGAGCUGCUUACUGCACUUUCUGCGCCGCCAAAGGUCUCACCCUUGGCCGAUGCGGGGUUUCUUACGAGGCUACCUAUUGAUGAUCCCAUUGCACAGCGACACGCCACUCAUCUGAUUCAAAUCCUGCGAGCUUUUCCGCAAAUGAUGAUCCGCAGAGCGGUUUUCCCUCCCUUCAUUCAUCCUAACUGGCACCGUGGAGAUGAGCCUGAAGUGCGAAAGACAUUACCCGAGCCUAUUGGUAACUGCAUGAGUAUUGCACAGAUGUUCGCCUCCAGAACACCCGAUACAAGAGCCUUUGUUUGGAACGCUAUUAGGACUGAGCAGCGACGACUAAUGGACCAGUCUGAAUCAUUUGGGCCGGAUGAUUUGCUUGCCUCAAUACAAUGUUACAUUAUUUACAUUAUCAUGCGCGUGGUCGACGACGCGGCAUAUCAUAGCGAGCGUGACCUUAAUAUGCUACUGACCUUCGCAGUGGGUUUCCUUUUCUAUUCCUAUAAAUAG
This is a messenger RNA of Penicillium odoratum, 1005 nucleotides long. Its product is annotated as Zn(II)2Cys6 transcription factor domain-containing protein. Bases 1 to 1005 code for a protein of 334 amino acids. Gene Ontology annotation, molecular function: DNA-binding transcription factor activity, RNA polymerase II-specific; zinc ion binding. The transcript is spliced from 3 exons. The record is from RefSeq and is a predicted model, not a curated record. NCBI's taxonomy places the organism in Eukaryota, Fungi, Ascomycota, Eurotiomycetes, Eurotiales, Aspergillaceae. Gene Ontology annotation, biological process: regulation of DNA-templated transcription.